AUGGCAGCCUCACGCUCAGUCGCCAUUACCUAUGUACCCGCAGAUUGUGGGUCCGUUAUCCCAGGCAAAUCAAAAGCGCCGAAGGCCUUUGAGGAUGUGAAUAUUGUUGGAAGAUUACGAAUGGCUGGUCUGAGAAGCAUUUCAGAACAUAGACCGCUAGAGACACCUGCGACCUACAAGGCAACAACCUUUUCUCCUGGCGGGAUUCGCAACGAAGGUGUCAAUAUUGGAGUCUGCCACCGCGUCCAUGACAGCAUAGCGAAAAGUUUGGCCAGCCAUAUUAGUCCACCUCCGUUCCAGCUCAUUCUUGGUGGCGAGUGCUGCAUGUCCCCGGCAAUUUUGUCCGCCUUCUGGCACCAUGCUGGCUCUCAAUCUCCUCCCCAGCGCGUUGGCCUUCUCUAUAUCGAUGCCGAUACGGAUCUGGCUUCUCCGACCGAUCCACACUCCACGGGUAUUUUCGCGGGCAUGAACAUGACGCAUCUCAUCCGAUCUGAGGGUGCGCUGAAAGUCAUGGAGCAGUUCUCCCGUCCGUCAGGUGAGCCCGUCUGCGAUGCUUCCAACAUGGUCCUCUUCGGCACCAACAUGGCGAAUCCAGGCAACAAGCCAGAGCAUUUCGCCUUUCUCUCUGAAAAUGGUUACAAGGUUAUCAGCUCAACAUCGGUCGCACGGGAGCCAGAGAAACAUGCGAGAGAGGCGCUAAAAUAUCUUGAAGAGAAGGUUGAUGUUGUCAUGGUUCAUCUGGACGUAGAUUCCAUUGACCCGCGGAUGUUUCCCUUGGCGAACGUGCCGAACUUCACCGGAGUUGAGUUUGAGCAAAUGAUGAGGGCUUUGAAAGUAAUUACAACGAGCGAGAAGGUUGGCGGGCUAACGAUUGCGGAGGUCAACCCUGAUCAUGAUCCUGGACUGGAGAUGAUUAGCAGGCUGACAGAUGAAGUGGUCGCAAUGUUAGCAGUCAGGCAAUGA
This is a messenger RNA of Truncatella angustata, 963 nucleotides long. RefSeq lists its product as uncharacterized. NCBI's taxonomy places the organism in Eukaryota, Fungi, Ascomycota, Sordariomycetes, Amphisphaeriales, Sporocadaceae. Gene Ontology annotation, molecular function: arginase activity; manganese ion binding. Gene Ontology annotation, cellular component: cytoplasm. The transcript has a single exon. The record is from RefSeq and is a predicted model, not a curated record. Bases 1 to 963 code for a protein of 320 amino acids.